Habropoda laboriosa is the source of this 4095-nucleotide messenger RNA. RefSeq names its product neurexin-4 (gene Nrx-IV). The coding region runs from base 56 to 3853 and encodes 1265 amino acids. The transcript is spliced from 10 exons. The record is from RefSeq and is a predicted model, not a curated record. Lineage: Eukaryota; Metazoa; Arthropoda; Insecta; Hymenoptera; Apidae.
CGUCCCGCUUAGGAGUAGGUUGUCGUGUAUUGCUCUCUAAAAGGGCAAUGAUACGAUGAAUACUAUCAGGUGUUUUGUGUUCGUGUUUGCAAUUGCAAGUAAUUCGUUCACCUCUGCAUAUGAUGAAUGUAAUGAACCGCUUUUGGACAGAGCUCACUUAACAGCCACCACAUCAUUGCCUAAUAGGGGUCCAAAGAAUGCUAGGAUCAAUGGAGGUUCUACGUGGUCACCAGAGCUUAGCAGUUAUGAUCAACAUCUUACUGUGGAACUGGGGGACAGAUAUGAGAUACGCAGCAUUGCUACACGAGGUCGUGCUCAUACUAACGAGUAUGUGACAGAGUAUAUUGUCCAAUACUCUGAUGAUGGGCAAGCCUGGGCCAGUUAUGAAAGCCAGGAUGGUGUAGAUGAGAUGUUUAAGGGUAAUAGGGAUGGUGAUACCAUAAAACUUAAUAAAUUUGAAGUACCAAUUAUUGCACAAUGGAUUAGAGUAAAUCCAACCCGAUGGCGGGAUAGAAUAUCAUUAAGAAUAGAAUUGUAUGGAUGUAAUUAUGUAUCUGACGUCCUUUCCUUUAAUGGUUCAUCUCUUCUACGAUAUGAUUUAUUACGAGAACCAAUAGAAACUGAUAGACAUUUUAUACGCUUUCGGUUUAAAACAAACAACGCUGAUGGUAUUCUAAUGUAUUCCCGCGGGACGCAAGGAGACUACAUAGCUUUGCAAUUAAGAGACAAUAGAAUGUUCUUAAAUAUAGACCUUGGAUCCGGUAUAAUGACAAGUUUGUCAAUUGGAAGCCUUUUAGACGACAAUAUGUGGCAUGAUGUUUUAAUAUCGCGCAAUAGAAAAAAUAUUUCAUUCUCUGUAGAUAGGGUAUUGAUUAAGGGAAGAAUAAAAGGAGAGUUUUAUAGACUGGAUUUAAAUAGAGCACUUUACAUAGGUGGUGUACCCAACAAACAAGACGGACUAGUAGUUAAUCAGAACUUUACAGGGUGUAUAGAGAAUUUUUACCUCAAUGCAACUAGCAUUAUUCACGAUUUAAAGGACACAGAAAUCACUGGUGAAAAUUUAAGAUAUUACAAAGUGAAUACUAUUUAUAGUUGUCCAGAACCACCUAUAAUUCCUGUCACAUUUUUGACACAUGGCUCGUACGCCAGACUCAAGGGAUAUGAGGGAAUACCUUCCUUGAAUGUUUCUCUUACCUUUAGAACAUAUGAGGAUAAGGGAAUUAUUUUGUAUCAUCAGUUCACAUCUCCAGGUUACGUAAAGUUAUUCUUGGAAGAUGGUAAAUUGAAAGUUGACAUUAAAACGAAAGGAAGUCCUCAAGUAAUUCUGGACAACUUUGAUGAAAUGUUUAACGAUGGAAAAUGGCACCAAGUCAUUCUAACUAUCUCGAAGAACAGCCUUAUCUUGAACGUCGAUGGAACGCCCAUGAGGACAAAACGUAUGCUAGAAAUGAUCACGGGACCUGUAUAUAUGAUUGGUGGUAUGACGGGAAUAGAGAGCAACCGCGGUUUCGUUGGUUGCAUGCGAAUGAUCAGUAUUGAUGGUAAUUACAAACUGCCAACUGACUGGAAAGAAGAGGAAUACUGUUGCAAAAAUGAAAUCGUGUUCGACACAUGUCAGAUGAUGGAUCGUUGCAACCCGAAUCCGUGCAAACACUCUGGUGUAUGUCGUCAAAAUUCUGAUGAAUUCUUCUGCGAUUGUGCCAAUACGGGAUACACGGGAGCAAUGUGUCACACUUCCUUAAAUCCUCUAUCGUGCGAAGCCUACAAAAACAUAAAUUCAGUCAAUCAACGUGCUGAUAUCAAGAUAGACGUCGAUGGAAGUGGUCCUUUGAAUCCAUUUCCAGUAGUCUGCGAAUUUUACGCGGAUGGACGCGUGAGGACGAUUGUAAGGCACAAUAAUGAGCGUAUGACACCUGUGGACGGGUUCCAAGAACCGGGCAGUUUCGUACAAGACAUUAUUUACGACGCAGACAUGGAUCAGAUCGAAGCUCUUCUUAAUAGAUCCACAGAUUGUAGACAGAGAAUUAGUUACGCGUGUUUUAAUUCUAAGUUAUUCAAUUCACCGGUACCACAAGGGGAAUAUUUCCGGCCAAACUCGUGGUGGGUCAGCAGACAUAAUCAGAAAAUGGACUACUGGGGUGGGGCAUUACCUGGCUCGCGUAAAUGCGAGUGUGGUAUACUAGGAAAUUGCGAGGAUCCUACGAAAUGGUGCAAUUGCGACGCUGAUCUAGACGGUUUAUCCGAAGAUAGUGGCGAUAUCACCGAAAAGGAGUACCUUCCUGUUAAACAACUGCGGUUUGGAGAUACUGGUACACCGGUGGAUAAUAAGGAGGGUCAUUACACGCUUGGACCUCUUAUUUGCGAGGGUGAUGAUUUAUUCAAGAACGUAGUAACAUUCCGCAUCGUUGAUGCUACCAUCAAUCUACCAACCUUUGAUAUCGGUCACAGUGGUGAUAUCUAUUUUGAGUUUAAAACGACUAUCGAAAACGCUGUCAUAAUUCACAGCAAAGGGCCUACGGAUUAUAUAAAGAUUUCUAUAAACAGCGGAAAUCAGAUUCAAUUCCAGUACUUAGCAGGUAGCGGUCCUCUCACUGUUAGUGUGCAAACCUCGUAUAGAUUGACUGAUAACAGAUGGCACUCGGUUUCGGUCGAGAGAAAUCGUAAGGAGGCUAGAAUCGUAGUCGAUGGAGCGUUGAAGAACGAAGUGAGAGAACCUCCAGGACCUGUACGAGCGCUUCAUCUCACGUCAGAUCUCGUCAUUGGUGCCACGACAGAUUAUAGAGAUGGUUACGUAGGAUGUAUUAGAGCGCUUCUUCUAAAUGGUCAGCUACAAGAUCUGAGAAGACACACUCGCCAGAAUUUAUACGGAAUUUCUGAAGGUUGUACAGGUAAAUGUGAGAGCAACCCAUGUCUCAAUAAUGGCACUUGUCAUGAAAGAUACGAUGGGUACUCUUGUGACUGUCGUUGGACUGCGUUUAAGGGUCCCAUUUGUGCAGAUGAAAUUGGUGUAAAUAUGCGUUCAAGUUCGAUAAUAAAGUACGAUUUCAUGGGCAGCUGGCGUUCAACAAUUUCUGAAAAAAUCAGGGUUGGUUUUAUAACGUCGAAUCCUAAAGGAUUCUUACUUGGUCUAUUCUCGAAUAUCUCUGGAGAAUAUAUGACGAUUAUGGUCUCAAACAGCGGCCACUUGCGUGUUGUUUUUGAUUUUGGAUUUGAGCGACAAGAGGUUAUCUUCCCGAACAAGCAUUUCGGUUUGGGACAAUAUCACGAUGUCAGAGUGGGCAGGAAAAAUUCGGGAGCGACGCUUGUGCUACAAGUUGAUAAUUAUGAACCGAAAGAAGUUAAUUUCAAUAUCAAGACUUCCGCUGAUGCACAGUUCAACAAUAUUCAAUACAUGUACAUUGGAAAAAACGAAUCCAUGACAGAAGGCUUUGUCGGUUGUAUAUCUAGAGUAGAGUUCGACGAUAUUUAUCCUCUCAAAUUACUCUUUCAAGAAGACGGGCCUGGAAACAUCCGUUCCGUCGGUACUCCUCUCACGGAAGAUUUCUGUGGUGUAGAACCGAUUACACAUCCGCCAAAUAUCGUAGAAACUCGUCCACCACCACAAGUGGACGAAGAAAAAGUUCGAGCUGCUUACAACGAAACUAAUACCGCCAUUUUGGGAAGCGUAUUAGCUAUAAUUAUCAUAGCGUUAGUAAUAAUGGCAGUACUUAUAGGAAGAUAUAUGUCAAGACAUAAAGGUGAAUAUUUAACGCAGGAAGACAAGGGUGCUGAAAUUGCAUUGGAUCCAGAUUCAGCGGUGGUACAUUCAGCCACUGGCCAUCAAGUUCAAAAGAAGAAAGAAUGGUUUAUUUAAGUACGAGGUUAUAUUACGCUAUAUCGACGCUACAGUAUGUAUAGGUAAAAAGAGAAACUAUGCUUAUAAGUGCACUUUGAAGUGUCAUAACGAAAGAUUUUAUAAGAAAGAUAACAAGUAACAACUCCAUUCUACUUUUUCGAUUUAAUGACAAACUGUAUAAAAGAAGGAUUAUGGAGACUGCUAAACUUAACUAAUUAACAUGAACAAAUUUAUUGAAUCUCUUGUAACGAAAAAUACCA